This is a messenger RNA of Quercus robur (English oak), 978 nucleotides long. RefSeq names its product EPIDERMAL PATTERNING FACTOR-like protein 2. The transcript is spliced from 3 exons. Bases 346 to 759 code for a protein of 137 amino acids. Gene Ontology annotation, biological process: stomatal complex development; guard cell differentiation. The record is from RefSeq and is a predicted model, not a curated record. NCBI's taxonomy places the organism in Eukaryota, Viridiplantae, Streptophyta, Magnoliopsida, Fagales, Fagaceae.
AUGGAACGAGGUUAUGGUCAUUCCGUUUUCGGUUGGGGUGCUUUUACUCUCUCUUUAAGCUCAGUAUAGAUUUGUACAGUAAUCUUUUUGCCUUACACGUACACAACUGAUAGGGAAAAUAUAUAAGGGGUAAAAGGGAGUGAUCAUAUUUGGAUUAUGAAAGUUGCUUUCAAUCUCUGAAAACCCUUUUGGACAAUUACCAAAAUUUCAGUUUCAUUUUCCUUCUAUACUGCCACCAUUCAGGCCUCUCUCUCUUAUUUACUGUGUUCUAUUUCUAUCCUCCGUUAUUGUUAUCCUCUCAAGGUUUUUACACUCAAAAGAACUGGCAUCCUCUUCAGUGAAAAAAUGGGCAGCACUGAAAAUUGCCUUUGUUGGAACAAAAAUAGACACCUAGUCAGUUCCUUGCUCUUAGCACUUUUGUUUUCAAGCUUGACCCAAGCGAGAUUCAUGGCUGAAGGUAGAGGUCUGCCCAAGUUAGUUGAGGCUGCUCAAAAAGGGAUAGAAGUGAAGAAAGUGGCAAGGAUGGUGAGAACUCAGAUAGGGUCAAGGCCACCAAGGUGUGAGAACAGGUGUAGCUCUUGUGGGCACUGUGAGGCAGUUCAGGUUCCUAUUGUCCCACAAGUUCAAAACCACAGAAGAAGCCAAUUCUAUGCUUCGCGUGCAACCCCAAGUAUUGCAUAUUCUAGAGGGGAUGGCAGCUCUAACUACAAGCCUAUGUGCUGGAAAUGCAAGUGCGGCGACUUCAUUUUCAAUCCCUGAUUGAGCUAACAUGUUAUUAAGUAUUUAAGUAGUAGAUAGGAUAUGACCAAAAUAGUUGGAUUGCACACACACGAUCUCUCAUGCUUUGUAGAGUUCUCCUUUAAUCCAUAUUAUAAAACCCUAUUCCUACGCGUAUAGAUGGGGUUUGGGUUUGGAUUGAAAGAGUUGUAUUAUUCGUGGGUUUUUUUUGUUCAAUAAAUUUGUUAAUGUUUACAUUGA